Siniperca chuatsi (mandarin fish) is the source of this 2623-nucleotide messenger RNA. RefSeq lists its product as uncharacterized. Lineage: Eukaryota; Metazoa; Chordata; Actinopteri; Centrarchiformes; Sinipercidae. The record is from RefSeq and is a predicted model, not a curated record. Gene Ontology annotation, cellular component: nucleus; cytosol. The transcript has 5 exons. The coding region runs from base 352 to 1203 and encodes 283 amino acids. Gene Ontology annotation, biological process: spermatogenesis.
GGAGAAAGGGGGGAUAUGGGAGGAGCGACGGUUCGAGGUCCAGGUGGUCGAGCCUGCGUAAAAACGCACCAAACACACGCCAAACACUUACGAAAUAGUGAGCGUCAUUUAAAAAAAAAAGAGCUCGAUCCUUCCAGCUCCUGGCACCUCCAUGAAUGAAUAAGCUGUUUACAGAGAAAGCCUCCUGGAUUUGCUGCUGGAGAAAUAACCAAAAGAGCGGAACGCGCGUCUGUGGUGCGCUGAAAACGGACAAAACGGGAAAGAGCUCAGGGGGAAUUUUAGAUUUUUUUGGCCAAAGAAGGCAACUUUUUCAGCAGAUCAAAACGGCUUGUUUCAGCGACAAGUGGAGAUAUGUUCAAGAAAAGCAAGAGUAAAGUGCUGGUGGAUUAUGCGUCAGAAGAAGACGACAUGUCCUGGCACUACCAUCACUCCUACAAGGACAAAGACAUAGAAGGAGAGGAAGAGGAGGAGGAAGCUGUCACUGCAGUAUCCAAGGCACGGAGAGAAAGGGAGCCAAAAGUUUGUUCCAUAAUCGCUGUGGAGGGCAGUAUCUGUGCUUGGUGGAAAGCUGCGAGGGCAGGGAGGAAUUCUGAUGUGACGGGGGAGCCCGGGGGAGUUUCAGAGGGAGUGGAGGGUCUUCCACUGGAAUGUGCCGAGGCCAAGGUUAAGAAGAUCAUGUCCAAGAAAGAGAGGAGGGAGAAGAAGAUGUUCUCCUCCAAAGAUGACGAGCACUUCUUGUUGACUGGAGUAAAGCUGGCUGACCGAAGAGGGUCUCACAAGAAAAUCAAAGAUGAUGAGAAGGAGAAGGAAAAGAAGGACAAGCCAGAGAAGGGACACUGUUUCUGGGAGAGCGUUACCAUGACGAUGAAGCAGAUCUCACCCACCAAAAAACUGGAGAAGAUGGAGGGCUGGGAGCCACCUCGCCUGGAGAAUGUGACUGUGACCGAAGAAGGCCCAGAGGACAAGAGCCAGGAAGGGGACUCGCCUGUGUCCUUCCCCGACUCUCUAGGCCUCCCGUUGGAAUUGGCCUCCUGGGGGGGCCGGGGUCUUGAGGAGGACUCCUCCCACUAUGCUAACCUGUCGGACUCCAAGGAUUCAACAGCCGCUGUCAGGUGGACAGCCCGCGCCAAAGUGAAGCUGGCUGGCAUCAGCAGGAUGAGCAGAGGGAUUGUGUCAGAAAGUGCAUGGGAGGGGUUUAAAUAGUAGCCAUUUUACCUUUGAUACCCCUCCCUCCUCACCUACAUACCAUCAAUAAAGAGGAUGAAGACCUAAACCAAAUAUCUGCUUGUCUCCGUAGUCUAGUUCUGGAUGAAAAACAGGUGUUAAUGUCAACUGGUAUUGAGAUGCUGUAGUCAAGCCCGGAAAAUAACACGUGAUGUUUGUCCUUAGCUUUGAAGUCCUUGAAGACAAUAUAUGUCAGCUUAGGUGUUUUUGGCAGGACUUCCACUUUUGAAUCACUGACAUAAACUGUAAAUUACAACAAAUAAAAGCCUUAAAACUACUGUACCAUUUUAACUGUGAUAUCCACUGGCCUGGCAUUUAGAUAUUUUAUGUUGUCAAGAAAUGAAAGGAGUGAUUUUCAUAUAAUUAUUAUUGCUGUCAAUGGUAAAGAAUCAAUGAAACCUGCUACUGAAGACUUUAUGUUGGUCCACUUCCUUUUUGUCCAUGCAGUCACAGCAUCUGAGUGAAGAAUGUGAGUCUGAAGCCUUAAUAUAUACAUCAAUAAUGGGCUUAAAAUUUGUGCAGUCAUGCGCGCAUGUGUGUGUGUGUGAAAGAGAGGUAAAGAGGAAGAGGAGAGAAAGUGAGUUUGUGGAUAGACAUGCACGCACAUUUGUUUUAGUGAAUCACAGUUGGCAUCGCAAUGGAGGUCUGAAGUUCUGUUGUUGUGUUGGGAGUAUGUGGGGGCAAUAAAUGAGGUUGUUAAAAAAAAUCUAUGCAACCCCCACAGUGUCAUAGACUGAUACAUGUUUAAAUCUGAUGCUGAGUAAUAUGAAUACAAUAUGUAAUGAUGAAAAGAUAAAAGCCAAACUCUGUGUAUACUUGUUUCUCAAGAAAAGCAGUGACUCCAUGCGCCUGUGAAGUGCCUUGUAUCAAUACAAUGACAUCAUGUGUUUGCUGUAAAUUUGAACUAGACCAAAUCAUCCUCUGAACACAAACCUGCUGUGCUCACUGCAAUGUCAAUGAAGGCUGGGUCAACCCAGCAUGCACCUGUGCUGUACCAGCCUUUGAGUCACUUCCUGGUUUCCAGCUACAAACCAGUGUCCCUGGAUGUCAUUAGCUUCACCAGCAGGAGCAGCAGAAGUGUUUGUGUGCUACAUUAUAAAAAGCUGGUUGAUUCUUUAAUGCUGUUUGAAUAUUUGUGUAUUUUAUUGGACUGAUACAAUGUAGAGUAAUAUCAUUUCUACAAUGAUUUUUCUUUUAGGUAAAUGAGAAACCUCAUGCCACUGGGCUCUUCUUCUCUGUUCUCUUCUUUGUACUGAAUUAGUUUGCUACUGACGUCUACUUCACUGCAGUCAGAAGUGUACACAGAUACAUGUCCGCUUCCAGGGAUGCUUGCAUCCUGUAUUUAUUCACUAAAAGACUGGGUCACAUUUUCUCAAGCAGAAUAAAGAUUUAGUUUGAC